AUGAGUAUACAAAGCAUAACUGCAAAAGGAGGAAAAAAAACAGCUGUAGCUGUCAGUACGUGCAAGAAUUCCGGCAAGUUUGAGAUCACCGUGAACAAGAGGCCACUGCAUUUAUACAGCCCAAAGAUGAUACUCUCAAAAGUGAUGGAGCUGUUCGCCAUAAUCGACAAAAAGUUCUAUGAAGGUCUUUCCUUCGACGUUGAGGUCAGGGGAGGAGGAGACGUGACCAGACUGUACGCCGUCAGACAGGCCCUUGCAAAGUCGCUAAUUGCAUACUACGGAAAGUUUGUUGAUGAGCAGAUUAGAGCAGAUCUCAGAGAGACCAUCAUUAACUAUGAUAGAUACAUGGUUGUAACCGACUCCAGAAGAAAGGAGCCAAAGAAGGUUGGUGGACCAGGAGCCCGUGCAAGAUACCAAAAGUCUUACAGAUGA
This is a messenger RNA of Nematocida minor, 432 nucleotides long. Its product is annotated as small subunit ribosomal protein S16e. The transcript has a single exon. The record is from RefSeq and is a predicted model, not a curated record. NCBI's taxonomy places the organism in Eukaryota, Fungi, Microsporidia. Bases 1 to 432 code for a protein of 143 amino acids. Gene Ontology annotation, biological process: maturation of SSU-rRNA from tricistronic rRNA transcript (SSU-rRNA, 5.8S rRNA, LSU-rRNA); translation. Gene Ontology annotation, molecular function: structural constituent of ribosome; RNA binding. Gene Ontology annotation, cellular component: ribosome; cytosolic small ribosomal subunit.